Molecule: messenger RNA, 1047 nt
Organism: Closterium sp. NIES-65
Lineage: Eukaryota; Viridiplantae; Streptophyta; Zygnematophyceae; Desmidiales; Closteriaceae
Source: the annotation of a GenBank genome assembly
AUGUUGGCUAUUCGACCAUCCGCGUUCGCCUCCCCGACGCAUCUGCACAGCGUCGGGUACGUGCUGGGUGAUUCUCGAGUUGACUCAAAGCCAGCUCCUGCUGGGUGCGUGAGGCGCACCUCACGCCCAAACGGACACGUGGCACCACUCUCACCCAUCACCAAUCACCACCGAGCGACCCUCGUCAGCUGGAGUAGCUCGGCAUUCCCAAGGCGUUCCUUGCCUCUCCGCGGACUGUCGCUGCACUGCCAGCAGCCGCGGCACGGUCGUUCCUUUGAUGGUACACAGGUUGCCCGACCCGUGAGACCACACGCCACCACUGCAGGAGGCUCGAAUUCGAGAGCAGCUGCUUCGGAUGAAGAUGCAUCCGGGGGAAGGGAUUUGGAGCGAAGGCUGGAGGGGAGACUAGCAGCGAUGCAGGAGGGGAGGGGCAUGGAGAUGCGGCAGGGGGGGGGUAUGGAUAGGGGCAUGGAGGUUCGGAUGUUCACGGAGGACUUGCCUACGCAGCUGGAGGCGAUCACUACAGGGGCGACGACGCUGGUGGCGGAGACGCAGAGGAGCCCCCCUGACGUGGACUACCUGCAGGAGCUGCUGGCCAUCCAGCAGUCGGGGCCGCGGAACAUUGGCUUCUUUGGCACGCGCAACAUGGGCUUCAUGCACCAGCAGCUGAUUGAAAUCCUCAGCUAUGCCAUGAUUAUUACUAACAACCACAUCUACACGUCGGGGGCAGCGGGCACGAACGCGGCAGUGAUCCGCGGGGCGCUAAGGGCGGAGAAGGCGGAGCUGCUCACCGUCAUCCUGCCCCAGUCGCUCGGCAAGCAGCCUCCCGAGAGCCAGGAGCUGCUGAAGAAGGUGGAGAACCUAGUGGAGAAGCCUCACAACGACCAUCUGCCACUACUGGAAGCCAGCAGGCUGUGCAACAUGGACAUUCUAUCGGAGGUAGAGCAUGUGAUCUGCUUCGCUUUUCACGACAGCCGGCUGCUCAUGGAGACAUGUCAGGAGGCCAAGGACAUGGGCAAGAUCGUCACCCUCUUCUACCUUGAUUAG